Molecule: messenger RNA, 6684 nt
Organism: Schistocerca americana (American grasshopper)
Lineage: Eukaryota; Metazoa; Arthropoda; Insecta; Orthoptera; Acrididae
Product: nucleolar protein 4-like
Exons: 8
Coding region: 550-1827 (425 amino acids)
Source: RefSeq, a predicted model, not a curated record
AGCGAGCAGCGACACGCGCCGGCGCCGGCCACGCUCUCAGCUGACCGCCGCACGUGUGCUCCUCCCCCCUCCUCCUCCACCUCUGCCGGCGCUACACCCGUACCACCUCGCUACUCGCCGGCGUCGCUGUGCGGAUAACACGUCGUCACUCGUCGCCAGUGUGAUUCGCGUGUGUACCUCACGACACCAUGACGCCGGAUGCUGCACUAUCUCGUUCGGCACCUCGCGCCGCCUCCGACAGUGAUAGCGUUUAAGUUCUCGACAAACAGUACUCUGCCCUAACCUACUGUUACCGACGAUGGCACACCGUAGCCUCUUUGUGUACCACCUUUGACAGUUUCGAAUCCGCAUACAGAACCACAUUCUCUACCUCUUCGGAACAACCAGCGUACCCUCAGACUUACGCGUUAGAAAUCAAAAGAAACUUGGUCGUCAUUUUUCCUCGUGUCACAAGAGAAGUGUGCUAGAUGCGACCCGGCCCGCUGACUGAAGACUGCGCCCGCACUGCCGAGUAAUCGGAGAGAGCGAGUCGACCAACUGUCACCACCGAUGAAGAUGUCGCAUAAAAGGAAGCCGAGCAGCGUUCACAAGGACAACGUGUCGACACCGGAACCCGAGAUGCCUGACGAGGAGCACUUUCAAGGUCGUAAUGGUGACCUACGUCUACAUGAAGAGAGAGAUGGAGUUGCUGAUGAGGUCUUGUGGAGCGGAUACCACAAUGCCCUCGGUCUUAAGAAGUCUGCCCAGCGUGAACAGUCUAGCCCUCUGCUGUUAAGUGAUCGCAGCCUUACUCAGGAAACAGGUUCUGUGCAUGAUGAGACAUCAUCAAGUGGCAACAAGGAAGAUGAAGAUGAUGAUGAUGAUGACACUGAGGACAAGAUUGAUCCCCAGCAAUACGACCCUGAGAGGCUCAAAGCUUUUAAUAUGUUUGUACGCCUCUUUGUGGAUGAGAACCUGGAUCGUAUUGUACCAAUUUCGAAGCAGCCCAAGGAGAAGAUACAGGCGAUAAUUGACUCCUGCACACGGCAAUUUCCCGAAUUUGCCGAGAGAGCACGCAAGAGGAUCAGGACUUACCUUAAGUCGUGCCGCCGCAAUAAGCGCUCUCGGGAUGGAAAUGGAGCAUGGGAAGCUGUAAGGACUACACGACCCACCCCUGCACAUCUGACUUCAGUUCAAGCUGAGCAAAUUCUGGCACAGGCCUGCGAGAAUGAGAGCCACAAUGCAAAACGAAUGCGACUUGGUCUGGACCCUGUCAGUCAGCCAUUGCCUCUUACACCACAACCUAUAUUGUUGCAGGCAGAGGGCAGGCCACUUGCAUUGGACUUCCCAGCCACCACAUCAGGCAAUGAUGUUCGUCCCGCCCAUACUCGAGGUUCAAGUGACUUGCCAGAUGGAAGCCCCAACAUGCCCCCGACAUUUGGCCCAGUUACUGUAAGUUCUGGCCUGAAGAGCUCAGUUCCGUCCCCAGUAACAGACUCCACUGCAAAGGUAGCAAGUACUGUUGGAGUUGUGAAUGGUGCAACCCCUAUCACGCCAACGACGACACCUGCCACUGCCUACCGCCCUAACUUUGGACAGGCUUUCCAACGUGUUGCUACAUCUGGCCCUUAUUCAGCACCGCUGUUUCCAGCACCACCAUUUGGAGCUGCUGGGAUGAUUAGCAAUGGACCUACAGAUCUAAGCAUGAAGACAAAACCACUGCUCAGCCACAAACUGAGCACCGCCGAAAUAGUAGCAGUAAGGCAGUUGAUUACUGGGUACAGGGAAUCUGCUGCAUUUCUUCUCCGGUCUGCAGAUGAGUUAGAACAGCUCUUGCAGCAACAGUGAUUGACCUGAGAAUGGACAUGGUGAUCUGCACAGAGAGACUGAAGCAAAAUGAAUGCAGGGAUCUCAGAUUUCUCCACUGUGUACAAAGUGUGAAGACAUUGUGUCAAGGGAUGUUUGGUUCAUUGUGCAUUUAAACAUCUUAUUUCAUGAUCUGGUGUCCUUGUGUGUGUGCUGAUAGUACUUCUUUGACUUUGAUGUAUUUCAUGUGAACACUUUGCUUAAACUGAUGUGUGAUACAGAACAAGUUUUCUGGGAUAUUCCAGCUGCGUGAAGAAGAAGCAAAUUGCUUCAACAACUUAUUCAUGAUGAGUGUAAUAAUGGAAAGCACUUAAUAUUAUUAAACUGUGCUAAACAUUUUUCAAGAUGAAAAAAAAAGACUUUAAACUCUGUAAAGAUAUUUGAUGGACCAAUUACAUGCUCUCACUCAUGUAAUAGCUAAUGCAGCACUUUUGUACUUAUUUAUAACAAUUUUUUCCUGACUCUGCAUUGUCACAUGCCUUUGUUAUCAUUAUCAAUAUCAGAGUCACUAUUUAUAUCAGUCAUUUACUAUGAAAUGUAUAUUUUUGGUGUUGACUACAUUUUGUUCCUAACAGAUACAUUUGUAGACAAGUGUUGGUCAUGUUUUUGAUUUCUUCAACAGGAACAUGACUCACAGACAGAACUUACCAAUAAUUUGUGAUUAUAAAGAGUUUACCAGUUUUUUGAAAUUGUAAGUUAUAGGCCUCUGACUCUGCAAAAACGAAAAAAAAAAAGAAACAUCCUCUUGUACAAAUAUGGUUGAUGUGUUUUUCAUGAGAUAGAAGCUGUCUUUAAUUCAUUGAUUAGGAAAUGUCUGAGGACAAUACACAGAGUAAGCGUAUUGGACAUGUUUGUCUUUCAUGAAACCAGAAACAUAUUUGCUAGUUUAUAACAUUUGUUGCAUGCAUGCAAAUGCAAAACGCACUUUGAGGAAGAUGUAAUGGUUGUGUGACUUGUUGUCAGUUUCCUCAUAUUCUUUCUGUGUUUCUUGUGACAUGUGUUUUAUAUUUGUGCAAUCAUAAUGUUAAUUCGAACCUCUGUAUGUGGAUAUUCCUAAUUCCAUCCAUAGCAUUAGCUGAUGCACACUACUUAAUGCAACUUCUCUAAAAAGAGAAAAUUUAUUUGGCAAAAAAAUUUUAAAAUAUUCUCAGCAGCACUGUGCAAUCGAUGUUUCAAAUGUUUUGUCUGUAAGUCAAAAAUGCGUUUUUCAUAUAUUCAUAUUUGUAGUAUUUGUCCAUAUAUGUAAAUAAAAUUUGUACUUAAAUAUAUAUAGCAGCUUCAAAGAUUUAAUACUUUAUACCCACCACACAGUCUUGUUUCAAAUUUAAGUAGAUGGAUGCAUCUUUUCAUUUGUGACAAACUCUCGGUGUUGUGUUUUUGAUAUUAAUCUGUGUUGAUGUUCGUGGCAGCUACAAUAAGGAAUUCAACUGAUUUGUGGAAGUGUUUCCAGACUGUUCUUCCAUGUUGGAAUUUACUGUAUAAGAGAAUUUACAGAAUGAUGAACUGCAUAAAAGAAUUUACAAAAUGAUGAACUGGCUAGUGAAUAAGUCCUUGCUUAGAUGCUUUACUUUUGUUAUUGGGAGUACUUAUUGUUUUUACAUUUAAAAACUGGAAACUUUGCACAACAAAAUGUUAUUUAAAUUUUAUAAAUGCUCAGAUUAUGCACAUAAAUAUGUGAACCUUGGUGGUUUUCCCGAUAACAUGUAAUUGCCAAAUAUUAUUUCAAAAUGUAAGUCUUACACUGCCUUUCCUUCUUGAUAAAAUAUUGCUGAUGUGGCAGCACUGGUUUUUAGCCAUUGUUUCUUAAUACAUUUUUUUUCUUUGAGCAUCAUCAUAUUUCUUGUAGAUGAGUUUCAGUACCCAACUAUUCGUUAUACAGCAACAUUACUGCAAACGUAUUCUUAAUUUUGCUUUGAGACCUUCGUAUCCCUUACAUUUUAUGUUGAAUUUCAUAAAUUACUUGGGCAUGGAAUUUGAAUGUAGCUUCCAUAUUCAUUAAGCAAACAUUGGAGACAUUGGUUCCAAGCAAAACACAACUCAGCAAUUCAUAAUUAUAGUGCCAUUUUAAAAUAUAUGAUGAAUAAAUUAAAAAAUAAUGCAAGGCAUUUAUUUAAUAAAUAUGGUAAAUAAAAAAGAAAACUUGCGUAAUUGUAACUGUAUUUAUUUUGAGUUGUAAUUUUAUUUCAAAUUUUGCACAGUUUGUUAAGUAAACUGGCAAAGCCAUUACACUGUAUGCGUGUACCAAAUUUUUUAAUGACAAACACUUUAUUCUUUUUAUAUUCAUGAAAGGUAUCUGUGUUAUAAACAGAUGAAAUGUACACAAAAUGCAAAUGACUGUACUAAAAUAGCAUGUGAAUGUGUUAGGUUCCCUGUGCUGCCCUCUCUGUAUUAAUUAAGUACAGUAUAUUGUGUUUUUAGAGGAUUUACCAUUUUGGAUGUGCUCAUACUAACAUUCACAGUACAUCUUUUCCAUUAAAUAUGGUUAUUUGUCAUUAUGUAAAAGAUGUUAUUGUAUUGUGUUGUAUUUCCUGUGGUUAGUUUUGGUGGUGUAGUUCCAGAUAUAAUUGGAACAUUACAUCUGAAUUUUAAUCAUGGAACAUUCUUCUGGAAUGAUUGCAAUAUGGGCAGUGAUACCAGGUUUCUGGCCAUCUGUAGGGGUCAGUCUAACUACUGGAGGCCUAAUUUUAAUGCCUUUAUGGCUUUACAGAAAACUUGGUUUCAGGAUCUGUGCAAUCAUGAAGUAUGACAUGUAGUUUUCAGAGUGCAUCUAUGUGGCAAACAUUAUUGCAAAUUUUGAAUCCCAUUUUCCAACACACACACCAUUUAUAGCACAUUUUCAAAUUAUCUUACUGUGCACUGUAAUCAGUUUUCUACAUGGGCUGUAUAUGUGUGGUUACAGAAGUGUUCUAGGCUAUGUUUUUGGCCAAAAUGAAUAAAAAAUACUAAGUUUCUAUAGCAUACCUGUUACUGACAGAUUGAAAUUAAAAGGGGUAGUGCUUGUAACUUGUAUUACUUCCUGCUUUAUUGUUAUUAAAUUGUUUCGGUAUGUUUCGGGGUAAAACAGAUUGACUCAUGAUAGCUACAGAAUUGUGUCACAUGUAGCAUAUUAGUACAACUUGAGGGGGGGGGGGGGAUGGUGGUUCAGAUCAUUUAAUUUUAAAGGAAUAACUCCUUCAACAUAGAAAUUUAUUUCCCUCUUAUUGUAAUAUACCUCAUAUAAUUUUGGUUUGAUAGAUAGACGUAUUAAGCAAAGAUGUUACGUGUGCAUAUUUGUCUUCCAGCAUGUUCUUAUAAAUGAAAAGAUACUGUCAACAAAGUUCCUAAGUCUUUCUGAUUUUUGUGGUACUAUCCUGUUUCAUCUUAUCCAGUACAUCAGUUAAGUACAUUACCAGGCAUGAUUUAUGACUGUUUCAUUAACAAGUUUGAAAAAAAAAAAGGAAGCCAUUAAAGUUGAUGAUAGGCACCUCCUUGUCAAGUUAUGGAAAGACACAUUUCUCAGUCAGUAAUUGCUACAUCGUUUUUUCCAUUUAUGGUACAAGGGUUGUUUAUGUCAUGUAAAGGUUAUACGUUCUAUAGUAACAAGCCAAUUAACAAAAUUUUUAUCUUAGCCCGUCAAACACUAGGCUCUUUUAGUCUGUAAUGGAAUAACGCCAAUUUUCCAGAAGUAGUGUUCAAUAUAAGUUUAUAACAGUGGAGUCCAACAUUCUGUCAGCAGAAAAGUUGUUAUACAGCUGUCAUGUUAACUGCUUCUUAUUUAACAGUAGAAUGUUAAUGAAAUGGAGACUUGGUGUACACAACCUUGGAAGAUAUAUCAGUGGUAUUUUCAAAAAUCUGAUUAUGUCAGACAUCAGUGUCUUUGAACUUUUAAUUGAAAAUGAAAACUGCAUGUCUGUAUGAACACUAAAUGCAGUGGUCAACCAUCCAAGUCCUCUUAAUUUAUCUGUAAAACAGCAGUAAAGUUUCACCCUGACACUGUCACUGUUCUAACCUUCACACAUCUUUUGGUGACAUCGACAGCAUGCUGGUGGGAGAGAAACUACAGUCCAAGAAUUGCUUCCAGACUAGUUCUGAGAAAUUGUGGAGUGUGUCAGAAUGGAAUAGGAGUGAUGCAGAUUUAUAUUUUGCUAAGUGUACUUUUUCUGUAGAGUUCUUGCUCUGCAAAUAACUAGUUCUGCAAUGCUAACCACCACAUUUUUUCUAACUAAAGUUGCUUUUGGCACACAGUGAGAAAGAAAUCAAGCUGUAAUCUUGUUUCUGGUUGAUAGAGUGGUUCCCAUAACCUAUUUCUCACUUGCAUGCACACAUUUAAUUCCUGACUCUACAGUUAACUGAUCUCUGUGUAAUUGUUUACAUCUUUCGCUAAAGUACCAGAAUUGCAUCUCACUGUAUUAACACUCACUAACUACAACAGUUAGGUCUGUACACAGUUUGGUCGAAGAAGGAGCACGAUUUCUAGUACAUUAUUCAAUAUGUGUAAUAUAUCUCAGACAAGAGUAUUGGACUUAAAUGUACAGGUUCCAACAAUCAUGGCCAUGUACAAAAUUUUAUCCUCUCUGUGCUGAAUGGCCCCGAGCUGUAAAUUUCUGAUGAUAAAUUAUAAUUAGUUAUCUAUGCUUGUUAGAGCUGGAAAUGAAAGUGAAGUGGAAUACAUGUUAAAUAUAUAAACGCUUGUAUAUUCCAGAUUGUAUUUUUAAUCAGUUUUAGUCUUUCUAUUAGCAAAAAUUACACGUGUAAUUUUUUAGCAAUUUGAAAUAUACCAAAGAAGGCUGUAAAUAUUUGAAUUAUUGAUUAGUGAAUUUUGUAAUUGUAAUUGGACCACUGCAUCAUUCUUUAUGUCUU